Gavia stellata (red-throated loon) is the source of this 1292-nucleotide messenger RNA. It is a transcript of the gene VDR, whose product is annotated as vitamin D receptor. Gene Ontology annotation, biological process: multicellular organism development; cell differentiation; positive regulation of transcription by RNA polymerase II. The transcript has 8 exons. Lineage: Eukaryota; Metazoa; Chordata; Aves; Gaviiformes; Gaviidae. Gene Ontology annotation, molecular function: vitamin D response element binding; nuclear receptor activity; zinc ion binding. Gene Ontology annotation, cellular component: nucleus. The record is from RefSeq and is a predicted model, not a curated record. Bases 3 to 1292 code for a protein of 429 amino acids.
ACAUGGAGACCAUGGCUGCUAGCACAUCGCUGCCCGACCCAGCCGGCGAGUUCGACAGGAACGUGCCCCGUAUCUGCGGCGUCUGUGGGGACAGAGCCACUGGCUUCCACUUCAACGCCAUGACCUGCGAAGGCUGCAAGGGCUUUUUCAGGAGAAGCAUGAAGAGGAAAGCGAUGUUCACGUGUCCCUUCAACGGUGACUGCAAAAUCACCAAGGACAACCGGCGGCACUGCCAGGCCUGCCGGCUGAAGCGCUGCGUGGACAUUGGCAUGAUGAAAGAGUUCAUCCUGACAGACGAGGAGGUUCAGAGGAAGCGAGAGAUGAUACUUAAGCGCAAGGAGGAGGAAGCGCUCAAGGAGAGCCUGAAGCCCAAACUCUCAGAGGAGCAGCAGAAAGUCAUCGACAUCCUCCUCGAGGCUCAUCACAAAACCUAUGACCCCACGUACGCCGACUUCACCAAGUUUCGGCCUCCCAUGAGAAGCAACCCCAGCAACAGGGAGGAAGCCAGGUCCUCCUCCAUCCUCACCCAGGACUUGUCAUCAGAGGACUCCACUGACCUCUUUGGCUCCGAUGGCUUCAGCACGUUUCCAGAGUCUGUGGAGCCCCAGAUGUUUUCAAACUUGGUCCUCUCCGAGGAGAAUGAUGAGAGCUCCUCCAUGAACAUUGACUUCUCCCACCUCUCCAUGCUCCCGCACUUGGCCGACCUGGUCAGCUACAGCAUACAGAAGGUGAUCGGCUUUGCCAAAAUGAUCCCAGGAUUCAGGAGCCUGGCAGCAGAGGACCAGAUCGCCCUGCUGAAAUCCAGCGCCAUUGAGGUCAUCAUGCUGCGCUCAAACCAGUCCUUCACCCUCGAGGACAUGACAUGGACCUGCGGCAGCAAUGACUUCAAGUACAGGAUCAGUGAUGUCACCCAAGCUGGCCACAGCAUGGACCUGCUCGAGCCACUCGUGAAAUUCCAGGUUGGCUUGAAGAAGCUGAACCUUCACGAAGAAGAGCAUGUGCUCCUCAUGGCCAUCUGCAUCCUGUCCCCAGAUCGCCCAGGCGUACAGGACACCUCGCUGGUGGAAUCCCUCCAGGAUCGCCUUUCGGAGAUCCUCCAGACCUACAUCCGCUGCAGACACCCUCCUCCCGGCAGCCGCCUGCUCUACGCCAAGAUGAUCCAGAAGCUGGCCGACCUACGAAGCCUGAACGAGGAGCACUCCAAGCAGUACCGCUGCCUCUCCUUCCAGCCCGAGCACAGCAUGCAGCUCACGCCGCUGGUGCUUGAGGUCUUCGGCAACGAGAUAUCCUGA